AUGAUAGCCAAUCAGCUUAUAACUUCAGCUUCUUCAAUUCAGCUUUGACAAUAAAACCUGGAAGCUGAUUAGUUUCUAUGCAGAGCUGCACUGGGUUUUGCACGCUCUAGUUUUAAUAAAUCCCCUCAUUGUAUACACCUUAACCUCCCUGGCGGUAUUCCCGAGUGUAGCUCGGGGUAAAGUUUCAGUACCACAAGCGGUAACCCCGAGCUACACUCUUGCUUACUAUGCGGCGCUGCUCCGUGAUCCCUCAAUCUCUUACCUUGUCCUGCGCUCCCGCGAUUUCCCUCCUGCAGUGUCCCCAGCAAUGUAAUUUGGCAUCUGUCAUCUGGGUUCCGUCCCCUGCGAGCGUCAGGACGUACGGGGGACGGAACGGCGGGAAAUUUGAAAAUGACAAAAAGUGACAUUCACUAAAAUCACUAA
Molecule: messenger RNA, 423 nt
Organism: Staurois parvus
Lineage: Eukaryota; Metazoa; Chordata; Amphibia; Anura; Ranidae
Source: the annotation of a GenBank genome assembly